CCCCUUUAAGGAAUACCCUGCCUUCCAGAAGUACUCCAGUCUUAAUUUUAGCUUGGAGGUCAGCCAUCAUGGCUUUGCCGAGAGGCUGGCUGAAGUUAUGUGGGACAGCUGUCUGCUGGCAUGCUGGGUGGGGCCUGUUAGCCAUAGGGCACAAAUCUGGGGGCCCUGAGCUGGUCUCUCUGCCCCAGCUGGAUUCUUAGCCCGCCGGCCACAAGGCUUAGAGCUCUGGGGACAGCUCUGCGAUGAUGGCUGAGGAGCACACGGACCUGGAGGCCCAGAUUGUCAAGGACAUUCACUUUAAGGAGAUUGACCUGGUGAACAGAGACCCCAAGAACAUUAAUGAAGACAUCGUCAAGGUGGAUUUUGAAGAUGUGAUUGCAGAGCCCGUGGGCACCUACAGCUUUGAUGGCGUGUGGAAGGUGAGCUACACCACCUUCACUGUCUCCAAGUACUGGUGCUACCGGCUGCUGUCCACACUGCUGGGUGUCCCAUUGGCCCUGCUCUGGGGCUUCCUGUUUGCCUGUAUCUCCUUCUGCCACAUCUGGGCAGUGGUGCCAUGCAUUAAGAGCUACCUGAUCGAGAUCCAGUGCAUCAGCCACAUCUACUCACUCUGCAUCCGCACCUUCUGCAACCCGCUCUUUGCUGCCAUGGGCCAGCUCUGCAGCAACAUCAAGGUGAUGCUGCGGAAGGAAGUCUAAAGCCAGGCAGGGAAAGGGGGGUGGCAGGGCAAGGCUCAGGCUAGGCACCCCUGCACCUGCUCCACAGAGGGCAGGAGAGCUCUUUCCUUAGCGACUGCUCCAUUGCCCCCAUGACAUGGGAGCACACUAUGUAGGGAAGCUGGAAGGAAAAGCAGCCCGGCCUUGAAGGCAGCUCCAUGGCCCUCACUCUGCCCAGCCCUGUCACAGUGCCCAGGAGCAGCCCAGACUGGAAGAUGUAUGUUACGAGGCAGCUACUGCAAGUCUUUGCAUCCAUGUGUACUGUGACAGCAUGAACCACGUGGGUUCCCACCAUCCACACACACCCAAGAAAGCAACCAGUGAUUGUUGGUGUGAGGAGGGGUCCCAAUAAAGGUUCCAGCUGCAUGGGGAA
Molecule: messenger RNA, 1089 nt
Organism: Octodon degus (degu)
Lineage: Eukaryota; Metazoa; Chordata; Mammalia; Rodentia; Octodontidae
Gene: Cav3
Product: caveolin 3
Exons: 2
Coding region: 243-698 (151 amino acids)
Biological process (GO): caveola assembly; regulation of membrane depolarization during cardiac muscle cell action potential
Cellular component (GO): caveola
Molecular function (GO): molecular adaptor activity; transmembrane transporter binding; connexin binding
Source: RefSeq, a predicted model, not a curated record